CUGUGCUUGCAGGCGCCCUGGCUGAGGAUUCCUCCAAUCUGUGAACCGGUGGGCAUGUGACAUCACCCCCUCCGCCCCAUCUCUCCCUCCUUACAUCAGUGCAUCUGGCCAAUCGGUGCUCAAGGAGAUCCAGUCACAUGAGAAUCCCCCCCCCAGUCUUGGUUACCAUGACAACGAGCACUGGUCCAGGCAGCAUCUUGCUGUGGUGAGAAAAGAGGAGGUGGAGGGCGGGGGGGAAGAAGGCAGGAGGAGAGGCAGAAAGAGAAGAGGAAAGGGAAGAAGGAAGACAACAAUUCCAUUCUGAGGAAUAGCUUUUGGAUCUUCAGCUUGUUCCUGUCUUCAUUCAGUACAAAUGAAGAUUCCUGAGGCUGGGAGUUAAAGCUCUCUACCAGAGAGAGGGUUUUUCCAGAGCUGAGGCUGGACCCAGAAGCCCCUUUCUGGGGGUGAGGGGGGCCUCGCAGCCCGGGAGUUAGUCUGGACCAUGGGAGAUGGAGGUGCCGGUGCGGCUGGAGGAGAUGGGGUGAAUCAGUCCCAUGUCCUGUUUGACAACUUUGUCCAGGCGACCACAUGUAAGGGCAUUCUCAAGGCCUUCCAGGAGCUAUGUGACCACCUGGAAGUAAAGCCCAGUGAUCACAGGAUCUUCUAUCACAAACUCAAGUCCAAACUCAACUACUGGAAGGCCAAGGCCCUCUGGGCCAAGCUAGACAAGAGGGCCAGCCACAAGGAGUACAAGAAGGGCCGUGCCUGUGCCAACACAAAGUGUCUGAUCAUUGGUGCGGGGCCAUGUGGCCUGCGUACAGCCAUCGAGCUAGCUUUCCUGGGGGCCAAAGUUGUGAUUCUGGAGAAGAGAGAUGCCUUUUCCAGAAACAAUGUGCUGCACCUCUGGCCCUUUACCAUCCAGGAUCUCAGGGGUCUUGGGGCCAAAAAGUUCUAUGGGAAGUUCUGUGCUGGUGCUAUCGAUCAUAUCAGUAUUCGUCAGCUUCAGCUUAUGCUUCUCAAAAUGGCACUUCUGCUGGGCAUCGAGAUCCAUGUGAACGUAGAGUUUAAAAGCCUUAUUGAGCCUCCUGAAGAUCAGGAAAGUGAAAGUUAG
Neolamprologus brichardi is the source of this 1090-nucleotide messenger RNA. NCBI's taxonomy places the organism in Eukaryota, Metazoa, Chordata, Actinopteri, Cichliformes, Cichlidae. The record is from RefSeq and is a predicted model, not a curated record.